UCAUUCACAAGAAUCGCAAUGUCGCAAAAAUUCCCCGAGGUCCAGGGAGGAGGCUCCCUAAUCAUUGCCUGGCAAGCAAAGAAUAAACAUAUCCUGGUAGUUGGUGGGGGAGAGGUUAGUAAAGCUACCCCCCAUCCCUCCCUCUUAUCGCCGAUGCAAAUAUAUAUAUACUCCAUCUCUCAAUUCCAGCACACACACACAAACCCCCCUGCCCCUCGACACAGUCACACAGAGACUAACCAUUCUCCCCGAUCCAUCCAAAAUAAAAGGUCGCAGCCGGUCGCAUCCUCCACGCCCUCAACGCCGACGCCCGAGUGACGGUCGUGUGCCCCGUGGCCGGCCUGAACGAGGAGGUCGCCUACCGGGUGGCCCAGGGCCAAGUGACGCACGUCGACCGGACCUUCGAGCCCCACGACCUCGACACCGCCGACAUGGUGCUGUGCGCCAUCGACGACCCCGCGGCCUCGACGCGCGUCUGGCAGCUCUGCAAGGAGAAGCGCAUCCCCGCCAACAUCGCCGACGUACCCCCCGAAUGCGACUUCUACUUCGGGAGUAUGCACCGCGACGGGCCCCUCCAGAUCAUGGUCAGCACCAACGGCAACGGCCCCCGGCUCGCCAGCAUCGUCCGCAAAAAGAUCGCCGCCACGCUGCCGGGCAACAUGGGCGCCGCCAUCGAGAACGUCGGCCUGCUGCGGAGGAAGUUGCGCGAGACCGCGCCCAACGUCGAGGAGGGGCCGAAGCGGAUGAAGUGGAUGUCGGGUGUUUGUGAGUCGUGGAGCUUGGAGGACCUCGUGGAGAUGGAGGAGCGCGAUAUGGAGGGCCUUCUGGCCUUCUAUGCCUCCGGGGAAAUUCCCCCCUUGAAGGAGAUUCGGGCGAAAGCGGCCGGGAAUUGAACACUGGGGACAUACAUAAUCUAUGGGGAUUCGGUGAGUACUACAGUACAGGCAGUACUCGAAGCAUCUGAUGUCAACCGGUUCUUGUGCGAACUAUGCGACAUGAGGCAAACGCACGAGGAUUUGCAUCAAGCUGAGGUGAGUGAACUAGGUUUCUAUGGUCCAUACAUGUCCCAACUCAGGACCUCUACUCCACUCAGAGCCACGCCUGAAAAGAGCAGUCUCGCAGCGAGAGUGGGCGACGGGCAAUAGGACCGAGAAUAAACCCCUGCAACGCUUCCAUGAAAGAUGGUAUUUUGUACAUACAUAUAUAAAGAGCCCGCUUGCACAAGAUAUGAUGGAUAAUGAUAACAAAAGUUCGAGAGAAACG
Aspergillus brunneoviolaceus CBS 621.78 is the source of this 1263-nucleotide messenger RNA. Its product is annotated as bifunctional precorrin-2 dehydrogenase/sirohydrochlorin ferrochelatase MET8. The coding region runs from base 432 to 893 and encodes 153 amino acids. Gene Ontology annotation, molecular function: protoporphyrin ferrochelatase activity; precorrin-2 dehydrogenase activity. NCBI's taxonomy places the organism in Eukaryota, Fungi, Ascomycota, Eurotiomycetes, Eurotiales, Aspergillaceae. The transcript is spliced from 2 exons. The record is from RefSeq and is a predicted model, not a curated record. Gene Ontology annotation, biological process: siroheme biosynthetic process.